Euleptes europaea (tarantolino) is the source of this 599-nucleotide messenger RNA. It is a transcript of the gene HEBP1, whose product is annotated as heme binding protein 1. The transcript is spliced from 4 exons. The coding region runs from base 1 to 570 and encodes 189 amino acids. The record is from RefSeq and is a predicted model, not a curated record. Lineage: Eukaryota; Metazoa; Chordata; Lepidosauria; Squamata; Sphaerodactylidae.
AUGUUUGGGAUGAUCAGGAACUCCCUCUUGGGCACAGCAGAGGUUUGGCCCUGCCGGGUGCUGAGGAAAGGGGAGAAGGAUGAUGUAGCAUAUGAAGAACGGGAGUAUGAUGGUGGCAAAUUUGCUGCUGUUGAGCUCACUGGAAAGCCGUUUGAUGAGGCCUUACGAGAAGCAGUUCUGAAACUCCUCAAAUACGUUGGAGGAAGCAACGAGCAGGGAGCUGGGAUGGGAAUGAUGGCUCCCGUGUGCACCACUGUGUUUCCUGGAGAAGAUGGGUCAUUGCAACAGAAGAUUAAAGUCUUGCUACGCAUUCCAAGCCAGUUCCAGGCCAAUCCUCCAUUGCCCAGUGAUGAGAGCAUCCAGAUUGAAGACAGAGAAGGAAUGACUGUUUACUCCACGCAAUUUGGAGGCUAUGCCAAGGAAGUGGAUUAUGUGAACUACUCAGCCAAGCUGACUUCUACCUUAGGAAAUGAGGCAACUUUCCACAAAGACUUCUAUUUUUGCAACGGCUAUGAUCCCCCCAUGAAGCCCUACGGUCGACGCAAUGAGGUUUGGUUUCUGAAAAAAUGACAACCCGGGUGUGGACUGACUGUUUCUCU